Molecule: messenger RNA, 3737 nt
Organism: Panthera uncia (snow leopard)
Lineage: Eukaryota; Metazoa; Chordata; Mammalia; Carnivora; Felidae
Gene: RWDD2A
Product: RWD domain containing 2A
Exons: 3
Coding region: 324-1202 (292 amino acids)
Molecular function (GO): protein binding
Source: RefSeq, a predicted model, not a curated record
AACCCGCAGACGUGGCCCUGCGUGACUUCCGUCCCACCGCCACGCCCCCCAGCCAAUCACGACGGGGGAGGGGCCGCUGGACCCGCCUCUCCUCGUCGCUGGUAGUGCGCAGCUCGCGCCUGCGGAACUGCGGAUCCCGGUUCUGAAUGGGCUUGGGUCUGUUUCCAUUGAAUGACCGGGAAGGCUGUCGGUGCACAACGUUCCUGCAAAACCGCUUCCAGGGAAAGGGACCUUCCGGAAAUUUCUUUGGACGCCGCUGAAAUUAAGAAACCUAGUGCCCCUGGGCUUUUCCGGUUUUCCUGGCAGGUGGAUUUGGAGGCAGCAUGUCCGCUUCAAUGAAAGAAUGCCUGCAGCUUCAGCUGCUAGAGAUGGAAAUGCUGUUCUCUAUGUUUCCUAACCAAGGAGAAGUAAAACUCGAAGAUGUAAAUGUCCUGACGAAUAUAAAGAGAUAUUUGGAAGGAAAAAGGGAGGCACUGCCACCCAAAAUCGAAUUUGUGAUUACACUCCAGAUUGAGGAGCCCAAGGUGAAAAUUGAUUUGCAAGUAACCAUGCCUCACAGCUACCCCUAUGUAGCAUUGCAGCUGUUUGGACGGUCUCCUGAGCUUGACAGACAACAGCAACUACUUCUCAACAAAGGUCUCACUUCUUACAUAGGGACUUUUGAUCCAGGUGAGCUCUGUGUAUGUGCAGCAAUCCAGUGGUUACAGGACAACAGUGCCUCCUAUUUUCUGAACAGAAAGCUCGUUUAUGAACCGUCUACACAAGCAAAGCCAGUCAAGAACACAUUCCUCCGGAUGUGGAUCUACAGUCACCACAUAUAUCAGCAGGACCUAAGAAAAAAGAUUUUGGAUGUUGGGAAAAGGUUAGAUGUGACUGGGUUUUGCAUGACAGGAAAGCCAGGUAUAAUCUGUGUGGAGGGCUUCAAGGAGCACUGUGAGGAAUUCUGGCACACAAUUAGGUAUCCCAACUGGAAACACAUUUCUUGUAAGCAUGCUGAAAGUGUGGAAACGGAAGGAAAUGGAGAGGAUCUGCGCCUUUUCCAUUCUUUUGAAGAAUUACUCCUUGAGGCCCAUGGUGACUAUGGAUUAAGGAAUGACUAUCACAUGAAUCUGGGCCAAUUCUUAGAAUUUCUGAAAAAACACAAAAGUGAGCAUGUUUUCCAGAUACUAUUUGGUAUUGAAAGUAAAAGUUCAGACUCCUAGGACGCCAUUAAGUGGCCUAUGUGUGUAAUUUCAUCACUUUAAGUCAGUAUUUUCUGUUAAUAAGACCAAAAUAAAAGGGCCAGUGGCUGUUUAGUAUCAUCUGUGAGACACCUAGCUCCAGACUUUUUACCUGGUAAUGAAACACAAAGGCCUUUUACCUUUUCACAGUGCAAAUGUGAUGUUAUCUCUAUGUUCUUAUGUUAACUGAAAACUAUUUAAUUGCAAGUUAAUAAAAACACUUUAACUAAUGAAGCUGAUGAUUAAAGAGGAGUCCAAAGCCCAUAAUUAGUAUCAGUAGUCAUGUUACAGCUCUGAACCCAUAAAUAACAUUUUUGUCUUUCAUGAUACCAGCACACGAUGACAUACCACAUUUUCUUUUGUUAUUGGAAGAGUGAAUUCUAAGGUUCAAAGCGAAAACAAAGGGCACGUGUUUACUACAUUUCUUACUUUAAGUUAAACCGCCUAUUUGUAGUUUUUUCUUUUAGCAGAACUAGGUCCUAAAUGUAAUGGCAGAGGAAUCAGAGAAAUGAAGUCUCAAGGGAAAUGAAGAUGACACAUGAUGCUAUGUAUUCUUUGGCUGUUUUCACCAGCUGAUUUAUGAUACUAAGGAAAAGGAUACCAACAUUCUUAGUUCUUCCCGACAAAAAAAGAUACGGUUUCUUGGCCAGAAAAAUGUUCCACAACCAAUGGGUACUGGCACCCUUUGCCUGUGUGCCAGUAUACACUGCUUUGUAGGGCAGGAGUGUUGGGGAGGAGUCGUACAGAUGGCUCUGUACUGUCACCUUGGGGGAAAGAUCCAAGCUCUGCAUUUUGGUGAGAAGUCACUGCCAUCUCAUCUGAAAAUUCCCAGCUUCACCAGCCUUUGUAAAAAUGUGACUUUUUUAAUGACAGUAACCCCUAUUUAUGCAGCACUUGCCACGCUGUUUCACUGCAAAGGAUUUACCCUACCCAAGAAUUUCUGGGAGUCUCACCUGUGUCAAGAGAUGUCCUGAGCUGAGACUCUGCAAAUUUCUUUGGCUUCCAUGGUCUCUCUUUAGCUACUACUGCCCUUUCUCAGGGACCAUUUCAUUCUCCUGCUGGUCUCAGGCACCCCACUGAUGUCCUGGCCCCUCAGGAUGCUAAAGGUGGCAUGCCGAGAUUUAGUAACGUGGAGGGGAAUGAAUGCCUCACUCCCGUUUUGUGAUACAUUCUCUUAGAUGCCAAACAUAGCUGCAUGUGCCAGGGAGCUUACAAAAUUUUUGAUGGAAUAGUACAUUCUGGUUUUACUUUCUGUGUCUAGCAUGCAGACACACGUCCUUGAACUGGGGCAAGGAUAUAAUGGAACAGCAGACCCUGCACUAAGCUUACUCCCUUGACCUUGAGGCCUUGAAACUGGGCCCACUCUGCCCUGCCUACACUCUUAGCUCAGAAUGAGUUUCUUUUCAGGGCACAACUCAGACCUUCAAACCAAGGCUCUCGUCUGUCUUUGCCAGAUGAUCCAGCUUGCCCAUUCAUGUUUUAAACCUAGCCUUGGAUGUGGGUGGGACCCAAGCAAGAGCCUUACACUUUACCUAUAUACAAAGGGAAAAAAUAGGACUUACAUUCCCAAAGGCUCAUUUCUCAAUCUUUAUCAGGACUGAAAACAACAUGCAUCCCAUAUAAUCUCCCCAAGACUGUCAAUAAAGUAUAAUUAGUAUUUAGAAGUUCUUAGGCCCUAAGCAGAUGUGACUCUAUUAACUUUUUUUCCCACAUUAGGUGCCUUCCACCUAAUCUAUGCCUAAACCUCUCAUCAAUGGUUUUUUUCUAUGAUUACAUUAGAAAUAGUGAUGGAAAGAUAAAGAAGCUUAAAGAACUACAAUAUGGAACAAAAAAUAGAUUAUUCAUAUAAUUCAAUAAACAAAAGGAGUAACUUUUAUGAACUCUUUACUGCUUCUGGAGCUAUUUCUGGUGAUAAUUUUUUCAGAAACUAUUUUUACAUGCUCAGUAUUAGCAUGUAGCAAUACUUUUUCCUAUCAGGAACACUAACAAUAGACAUUAAUUACAGAAAAAGUGUGUUUUAUAAAAAUAUAUGUAUAUAUAUAUAUAUAUAUAUGAUAAUUCAAAGCUCAGUUUUGUAUGUAUAGUAGACUGCUAGUUUUCUUUGCUCAACGUGAUAGAAACACAGACCACCCUCCUCCCCCAGCACCUCUCCCACAUACAGCCCCCACUCCCCAGCACACAUACAACACUUACUCCGAGGAACUGCCCUUUCUCUAUGUUUUGGGAGAAGUGACUGGACUCAAGUCACCCUCUGGCAGCCUUCCAGAGAGAUGGUUUUGAGCUCUUGCUGCUUAAAUCCAUAGUGCCACUUUCAUUUCUGGCCUACCAAAUGCUCAGUUGUUCAACAUCUGCCUUUUUUUUCCUUGAAAGUCACAUAAUCAGUCUCUAUUGCUUGGAAUUUAAGAAUCCUGAUACUAUAUACAUUACAUUUUUUUAACGGUUAUCUGAAAAGAAUGGUCUUUCUAAAUAUUGCAGUGUCUUUUUAAAACUUACUGGAUUAAAUCAGCCUUUCUUCAA